CAAUGAAGCUUUCUUUUCCCGCGGGUUGGAGGCCCGGCAGCUGCGGUCAGGAACCUGGACACGCAAGAGGCCACCGGGCCGCGAACCGGCCCGGGCAGCGGCCCCUGCGGCGGCUGGAGGCCGCGACUCGGCUCCGGGCUCCGGGCAGCCUUCCAGUCCCCAGCCCCUAGCCCUUCCCCCACGGCCCCGGGUCUGCGGAGUAUAAACAGCCCAACUCCGGCCAGGCUGGGGGCGGGUCCGGUCAGGGGAACCGAGGCCAUGAGGGCCCACGUGGCCCCUUCAGUACCCCAGGGUGCCUGCCGGCAUGUUCGAGGUGAUGUCAUGGCCUGCACUCUGAUGUCAUAUUGAACAUGUGACAUCGCACGCAGCCCCCAAGCCCAGGCACCAGAGCCCUCUGGCCAAAACCGCAAGGUUUCUCUUGGAGCCACUUGUGCGCGUCCCAGAGCUGUGGGUAGGGGCCUGGACGUGGACCCCAUCCCCUUCCUUCUUGCUCUUCUUCCUAAUCCUUCAAGGACCGCAGGGGCCGGGCGAGGGGCGGGAACGCCUCCAGUGGGCCCGCCCCACCCCGCCCCGCCCGCAACCCCGGGGCCAGGAAGUGCGAAAAGAACCGCCGCGGGCCAUGGACGGGGCCGUCAUGGAAGGAACGCUCUUUCUGCAGAGUCAGCGUUUCGGUACCAAGAGGUGGAGGAAGACCUGGGCCGUGCUGUACCCGGCCAGCCCCCACGGCGUGGCGCGGCUCGAGUUCUUCGACCACAAGGGGUCGAGCUCUGGAGGGGGCCGAGGGGGCUCGCGCCGCCUGGACUGCAAGGUGAUCCGUCUGGCGGAGUGUGUGAGCGUGGCGCCCGUGGCGGUGGAAAGCCCCCCAGAGCCUGGCGCCACAGCCUUCCGCCUGGACACCGCGCAGCGCUCCCACCUGCUGGCGGCCGACGCGCCGUCCAGCGCCGCCUGGGUGCAGACGCUGUGCCGCAACGCCUUUCCGAAAGGCAGCUGGGCUCAGGCGCCCGCCGAGAACCCACCCAAGCUUUCUGCCCUGGAGAUGCUGGAGAACUCCCUGUAUAGCCCCACCUGGGAAGGAUCCCAGUUCUGGGUAACCGUGCAGAGGACCGAAGCCGCUGAGCGCUGUGGCCUGCAUGGCUCCUAUGUGCUGAGGGUGGAGGCUGAGAGGCUCACGCUGCUGACCGUGGGGGCCCAGAGUCAAAUACUAGAGCCACUCCUUUGCUGGCCUUACACUCUCUUGCGUCGCUAUGGCAGGGACAAGGUCAUGUUCUCUUUUGAGGCUGGCCGCCGCUGCCCCUCUGGCCCUGGAACCUUCACCUUCCAGACAGCACAGGGAAACGACAUCUUUCAGGCAGUUGAGACUGCCAUCCACCAGCAGAAGGCCCAGGGAAAGGCCGGUCAGGGGCAGGAUGUUCUCAGAGCUGAUUCCCACGAAGGAGAAGUGGCAGAGGGGAAGUUGGCCUCCCCGACCCAGGAGCUCCUGGUCAGCCCUCCAGCCCUGUAUGCCGAACCCUUAGACUCCCUUCGCAUUCCUCCAGGCCCUUCCCAGGAUUCUCUAUACUCAGACCCCCUGGACAGCACCCCUGCUCCAGCUGGGGAGGGGGCACAGUUAAAGAAACCUCUCUACUGGGACUUGUAUGAGCAUGUGCACCAACAGUUGCUGAAGGCCAAGCUGACGGACUGCAAAGAAGACCCCAUCUAUGAUGAACCUGAGGGCCUGGCUCCAGCUGCUGUCCGGAGCCUUUAUGAUCUGCCUCAAGAGCCCAAGGAUGCGUGGUGGUGCCAGGCCCGGGUGAAGGAGGAGGGUUACGAGCUCCCCUACAACCCUGCCACCGAUGACUAUGCUGUGCCACCACCUCGGAGCACAAAGCCCCUCCCAGCUCCCAAGCCCCAGGGCCUGGCCUUCCCUGAACCUGGAGCAGCAACUGGCAGUAGAAGCAAGGGCCACAGCUCAGAUGCUGCCCUGUACAGCCAGGUCCAGAAGAGCGGGGCCUCAGGGAGCUGGGACUGUGGGCUCUCUAGAGCAGGCACUGACAGGACUGGGGUCAAGCCAGAGGGCUCCACGUGAGAAGUAGGGCAAGGCUGGGGUUCCUGAUAGGAGGACCAUGGGGAGGUGGCACUGGGGAUCAAAGAAACCUGUUAGGACAGUGGGAACCAGAGGGCUGGAGGGGCAUGUGUAAGACCAGGGGAUCAAAAGGAUCAGGGAAGGAUGAUCACUCCCAAGAAGUCCUGAAAGUGGGACAGAUGGCAGGGGCUGAGGGAUGGGACCUGGGGAGGCCAGCACCCCUAAGUCAUCCCUGCCAAGGGAUUGGACAGCUGCUGGACCAGGUCUGUGGAAAGCGGUACUUGGUCAGAGUAGCUGCAGUUUGAGAGACCUGUAUGGAGGCUAUAGGGAGAUGCUGGCCUGUGCCUGGAUCCUCACCCCUGCAUUGUUCUUUGCCAGAGAUAUAUAUUUUUUUUAAGUUUUAUUCUCAUUAAAGUCAGUUUGGGUUUAA
Molecule: messenger RNA, 2492 nt
Organism: Equus caballus (horse)
Lineage: Eukaryota; Metazoa; Chordata; Mammalia; Perissodactyla; Equidae
Gene: DOK1
Product: docking protein 1
Biological process (GO): cell surface receptor protein tyrosine kinase signaling pathway; positive regulation of MAPK cascade; Ras protein signal transduction
Cellular component (GO): cytoplasm
Source: RefSeq, a predicted model, not a curated record